Linnemannia hyalina is the source of this 1140-nucleotide messenger RNA. Lineage: Eukaryota; Fungi; Mortierellomycota; Mortierellomycetes; Mortierellales; Mortierellaceae. The record is from the annotation of a GenBank genome assembly.
AUGACAUUAUUCCACAGACAAACAGGACAACUCCGAGCAUGGGCCCGCAGAACCCUCUGGUGCAUCAUCGUUAUAGGAUCCCUCUGCGCAAUCGUCAUCCCCAUCUUCUCCAUCUACCGCAAAGAAGGUGAUAAUACCCGGUCCGUCGUCGAAGUCCCGCCCCAGGGGGUUUCGCAUACAGGAGAUUAUAUUCAUGUCCUGGGGAGUGUGGCUAGCGUUGACUUUGAGGAUAAGAGCUUUCGAUCCUACUUUGAAAUCCUCGCGAACAAGGACAAGGAACGUCUCCACAAGAUCCCCAUUUCCCUCACCUUCCUCGGAAAACUCCAAUCCGUCGAAUUCAUCCCCACCGUCCGCGUCGAGACAGACGACCUGUACAAGAUUGCGAUCGAGAUCUUUACACGCCGGUCGCCGACGACGAUCGGGUUCAGUCUGUUUAUUGUAUUGAUAAUGUGGAUGUUGAGUAUUGCAAUUGGGAUUAUUGCGAUUCAGGUGAUUAGAAAGUAUCGGGUGACGGAUGAGCAUGUGUUGACGUUGGGGAUUACGACCUUGUUUGCUUUGCCGGCGCUGAGGGAGACUCAGCCGGGUAUACCGUCGAUUGGCUGUGCCGCCGAUGUUCUUGGCUUUUACUGGAACAUGGCAAUCAUCGCGAUCUCUUCAAUAAUGAUCCUCAUGGCGUCCGCCCUUCGCUGGAAAGAACCCUCGAUCGAGCGCGAGAUCGAACUCGUCCACAAACAACACGAUUUCCAAUCAAAACUCAUCUCGGAAAUGGCCAUCCCCAUGCCCUUCCCCAUCACGGGCGGUCCCUUUUCGGAUUACCAGGUCAAGAAGAUGCGGAUUCCCUUUAUGAUGAGCCAUCAUCACCAUCUCGCCUAUACACUGGGACUCGACAAGUCCCGCCACCUCGCGGUGGAUGUUCGAUGUCCCGCCAUCAUAUCAUAUGCCUGUCCCGCCUCUACCGCUUCUACCGGUAUCGCUCCCGCCAUUGCCAGCAAGAGGAGCAGGAGCAAGAGCAGAAGCAGUAGCAAGAGCAGGGAAUUCGAAUCACGCCGCCGCCGAAAUACAACAUGCACAUCACUAUCUUUACCCAACGUCAAGUUCUACAUCCACUUCUACAUCCACUUCUACAUCCACAAGCUAUAA